AUGACAGCGUCAGGCGCAAAAACUGCCGCUGCCGGCCCCCGGCUGAGAAAGCCGGCCGCGGCCAAGCUGGCAGCCGCCGAGCCCGCACACGCCGAUGUCUCUGCGCAGGAAAAGUACCAGCAGUCGACGACUCGGGCGCUUGUGGAUUUGGAGGCCUGGUUGGCGCCGUUGGUGUUGACCGUGGUGUCGUUCGUUUUGCGCAUGUACAGGAUCUCCGUCAACAGCAGCGUCGUGUGGGACGAGGCACAUUUCGGCAAGUUCGGCUCCUACUACUUGAGACACGAGUUCUACCACGACGUCCAUCCGCCCUUGGCCAAGAUGAUGGUGGGGCUUUCCGGCUGGAUCGCGGGCUACAACGGCUCGUGGGACUUCCCCUCGGGCCAGACCUACCCGGACUACAUUGACUACACGAAAAUGAGAUUGUUCCAGGCCACGUUUUCGGCGUUGUGCACGCCCUUGGCCUACUUCACCGCCAAGGAGAUCGGCUUCUCCAUCCCCGCCACGUGGUUGUACACCAUCAUGGUCACGUUCGAGUUGUCCUACGUGACCUUGGGCAAGUUCGUGUUGCUCGACUCGCCGCUCUUGUUCUUCACUGCCUUGACGCUUUUCACCUUCGCGCGCUUCAACAACUUCAACACCCGCAAGUUGGAGUUCACGCGCAAGUGGUGGAAGUGGCUCGUUCUCAACGGCGUGGCCAUCGGCUUGACCUGCUCGGCCAAGAUGGUUGGGCUUUUCGUCACCACCUUGGUGGGCAUUUACACCGUGGUGGACUUGUGGAACAAGUUGGGCGACAAGUCCUUGACCUGGAAGCGGUACACGUGCCACUGGGCCGCGCGCGGCUUUGCCUUGAUUGUCGUGCCCAUGUGUGUGUUUUUGUUGGCGUUCAAGGUGCACUUCGACUUGUUGUACAGGACCGGGACCGGCGACGCCAACAUGUCCUCCUUGUUCCAGGCCAACUUGCUCGGCUCCGACGUGGGCGGCGGGCCCAGAGACGUGACGAUCGGCCACUCCCAGGCCACGCUCAAAAGCCAGGGCUUGACCGGCGGCUUGCUCCACUCGCACGUCCAGACGUUCCCUGAAGGCUCCAAGCAACAGCAAGUCACCACCUACUCGCACAAGGACUCCAACAACAACUGGAUUUUCCAGAGAUCCCGCUCCACAGAGUUCUACAACACCGAGACAAACACGGACAUCGAGUACGUCAAGGACGGUAUGAUGGUGAGAUUGGUGCAUGCGUUGACCGGCAGAAACUUGCACACCCACGAGGUCCAGGCCCCGUUACUGACUUCCGAGUACGAAGUCUCGUGCUAUGGUGACAUGAGCAUUGGCGACCUCAAGGACGACUGGCAGGUCGAAAUCAUGGAGAACCACGGCUCCGAGGACAAGGCCGUGUUGCACCCUUUGAGCACCUCUUUCAGAUUGAAGAACCGUGUGUUGGGCUGCUACUUGGGUGUCACGGGCAACAACUUGCCGCAGUGGGGUUUCAGACAAGGCGAGGUGGCGUGUUUCAAGAACCCAUUUAGGAAGGACAAGAGAACUUGGUGGAACAUCGAGAACAACAAGAACGACAUCUUGCCCAACGCCCCUGAGGACUUCAAGUUGCCCAAGACUAAUUUCUUCAAGGACUUCAUCCAGCUCAACUUGGCCAUGAUGGCGACCAACAACGCCUUGGUUCCUGACGACGAGAAGCAGGACGACUUGGCCUCGCAAUGGUGGCAAUGGCCCACCUUGCACACCGGUAUCAGAAUGUGUUCGUGGGCUGACGACGUCAUCAAGUACUACUUGGUCGGCUCCCCAGCCACGACCUGGACGUCCACGGCCGCUGUGAUCUUGUUCUGCUUCAUCACCUUGUACCACUUGAUCAGAUGGCAGAGACAGAUCGUGGACUUUGACACGCCGGAGUCGCUCAAGGUGUUCCUUAUGGGCGGUAUCUACCCGAUGUUUGGCUGGGGGUUGCACUUCAUGCCUUUUGUCAUCAUGGGCAGAGUCACCUACGUGCACCACUACCUUCCAGCGUUGUACUUCGCCAUGAUUGUGUUCGUAUACAUUGUUGAAUCGUUCACCAGACCAUUGAAGAACUCGCCAAAACAGGCCAACAAGAUCAUCUACGCUGCAAUCUACGCUGCGUUGUAUGCCUUGAUGAUCGGAACGUUUUGGUACUUCAGAUACUUCUCCUGGGGCAUGGAAGGCCCUAAGGAGAACUGGCAGCACUUGAAGCUCUUGGAGUCUUGGAGAGUCUCGGACGAUAACUAUGUCUAG
Molecule: messenger RNA, 2259 nt
Organism: Metschnikowia bicuspidata var. bicuspidata NRRL YB-4993
Lineage: Eukaryota; Fungi; Ascomycota; Pichiomycetes; Serinales; Metschnikowiaceae
Gene: PMT2
Product: dolichyl-phosphate-mannose-protein mannosyltransferase
Exons: 1
Coding region: 1-2259 (752 amino acids)
Biological process (GO): protein O-linked glycosylation via mannose
Cellular component (GO): endoplasmic reticulum; membrane
Molecular function (GO): dolichyl-phosphate-mannose-protein mannosyltransferase activity
Source: RefSeq, a predicted model, not a curated record